Molecule: messenger RNA, 714 nt
Organism: Diaporthe citri
Lineage: Eukaryota; Fungi; Ascomycota; Sordariomycetes; Diaporthales; Diaporthaceae
Exons: 1
Coding region: 1-714 (237 amino acids)
Source: RefSeq, a predicted model, not a curated record
AUGUCACACUCAGAAGACAACGACCAACCACUCAACUUCGGCUCCGACCUCAGUAUUAAGGCAUGCAUUCAAAACUGCCUGGGUGGGGAAUUCUGUGACUGUGAUCACCACCGAGAAAACUUCGACGACCCGGGGGGUCAGCCGGCAUCCGCUCCCUAUCAACAACCCACCGCCCGCGAGCCCCUCCUUUCCGUCGCCUCGUCCGCACAGGGGCCAAGCCAGCCGCGGCAGAUCGUUCAGCAGUACCAGCCAGUGCGACCGAUGAACUAUGGCUCAAACUCGUACGCGGGACAAGGCAAUCCUCGAAACCAUGCCGGCCACGGUGGGAGCUAUGCUGGUCAUCCUGCGAGUGAGGGCGGCUACCUUACAACCUACGGCGGCGUGUUCAUAGCUCCGCAACACCCUCCCGGAUUCACCACGCAGGGCUCAUCGUACCAAGAGGGCAGAGACGUCACCCCCCUCCAGGAGUCUCGGGGCUGGUUUCGGGAUCAUGCAGGGCGUCUCUACAACGGCCUGGGUGAACAUAUCAACGAACGGGGUGAGGUUAUUCAGCCCGCUGCCUCCAGCGUGCCGCAAUCGUCUCCGAGAUCUGGCUUGUCUGGUGAUGAAUCUGGCAGAACCGCGCCGUCGCAUCGUUCAGACUCGAGCGCUCAUGGCUCCCGAGCUGGUUCUCAUCAUGGCCAUCAUCAUGGGAACAAACAGAAGAAUCACUAG